GGAAAAACUACUAAGCCUCCAACCUUUUUAUUUCAUUCGCCCGGUAGCGCUUACUCAACAUCGUCGGGCAAUAUUAUUGGGCCGUUGAGGCGCAAGAAAAGGGUAAGCGGCGAGGCUGAAUGCGAGGCAGUGUAACACGAAACAGGUCACGGGCGUUCUCGCAUCCUUUGCACAGCGCACUCAGCACAAUCCUUCGACGGCACAGUAAGGCAGUGAGGCAGAAAUAAGGAUCGCGAGGCGCCGAGAAGGGGAGGACUUAAAGAUGGCGUGUUGUCCGGUUUUUGAUUUUGCUGUUCAUUUUCAGGCGCGAUACAGAGUCUGAAGGACUCUACAGCACUUCCAACAAUUCACAACAUCGAGCGCCGGCUUCCCGAUAGUCUAUAUCGCAUCCACCCCUCCGACCGAUACACCGAUACGCGACUUCAUCUCCACCUUCCAAGUCUACUACCAACCAAUCACAAUGCCACCGCUCUACCACUCCCUCCUCCGCCUGGGCACGACAUCCGGCGCCAACUCCACCCCAAACCCACACAGCCGUUCCAACCUCCCUACUCUUCACUCCCUCCACCGCCGCUGGUCCUCCUGCUCCUACUACGACACAUCCUGCUCCACGCACCGCACCAUCCUCCUGACCAUCAUCCUCGUCGUCAUCGCCCUCAAACUGCUCAUCAUCACCCUCCUAGUCGUGCGCCACCAGAAGCGCAAGGCGCUCAGGAGACAGGCUGCGCAGGCUACCAUGAGGCAGAUCAAGCAGCGCGAGCGUGAGCGUGAGAGUGGAGCUUGUUACGGCAGCUACCCAAGUGGAACAACGCUGGGUGGUGGUGGUGGAGAGGUAGAAAUGCCGCCGCCGGCGUACACGCCCAGAGGAGGCGGGAGAAGUGCGAGGAGUCCUGAGGUGCAGGACUUCAAAUGAAGGGCGGAGCCUGUGAAGAUAUGAAGCCAGCUCCACGGAAACAAGCCCUUAAAAGGGGCGGAUGCAUCGACACUUAGCAUGCGUCCUUCCUUCGACCGCCAUCCCAUCCAUUCUCCGCGCCCGGGCGCACGCAGAUUGCACCUCUAGCAUCUACUAUGGUGCGGAGUAAGGCGGGACCCCGCUGCCUCAACGACGAACGACCACGAGAACGAAGAAGGAAGGCGUAUUGGAGGCUCGUGGUCGCCAUUAGAGCGUUAGGACUAUAAGGGAGGCGUUUGGUUCCACACCUCGCAGAGACAUAAUAGAGAAGGCUGCAUCAGGCCAGGCUGAGACGCCUGGAGGCUUUAGUCUUUCGAUAGUACCUAGAAGCAAAUCACGACUCCCUUAGCAUAGUCAGAAUAGAGCAUUGCACACAAGCAGAGUUGGAAGAACAAGAAAACCCGUCGAU
Molecule: messenger RNA, 1361 nt
Organism: Trematosphaeria pertusa
Lineage: Eukaryota; Fungi; Ascomycota; Dothideomycetes; Pleosporales; Trematosphaeriaceae
Exons: 1
Coding region: 461-913 (150 amino acids)
Source: RefSeq, a predicted model, not a curated record